AUGCGCACCAUUCACAGUCUUUUGUUGGCGCUGGCCAGCUUGGCAGUCCUUGUGAUGGCCGAGGGAAACGUUCUUUUCCCGUACAUGUACGGGCUGAAAUAUACCGAGUACGACGAGGCAAAGAAGCUCGGUCUAACGCGUACUCCGAAAGCGUAUGCCUGCAAGUCUGAAGACGAAUGGAACAAGAUGACCACGGCCGACUUCGCCAAGUACAAGUCUAUUAUUGUCCCGGACUGCCUUUGCAACACGAGCCUGGACACGAUCAAGUUCCUGGACAAUACCAAGAAGGUCUGGUCGCCUGCCGUCACGGGCAACAUGGUGCUCAUCGGGACGGACCCCUCUUACCAUUCCAAGUGGUACAAGCUCGCCGGUGCGUCGGCUAUGAUCCGGGAUUCCAUCAGCCUUGCUUCCACGGGCAAGAAUGGCACCGGCAUGUACUUUUCGCUGUCAUGCUACUACCAGAGCAACGCAGCUCCGACCACCAUCGAGGCUCUGUCGGAGAUAGGCGUCUUUAAAGUCCGGGGCAACUUGACAUGUCUGAACAAGGUGCACAUCGUCGCCACGGACGAUUCGAUGACGUCCCUUACCGAUGAGAUGGCGAGCAACUGGAACUGCAGUGCUCACGAGGUGUUUGCAGAGUACCCUACCGAAGGGAAUGGCGCCUUUGAGCCCUUGGCGAUCGCGCUCAACACGACUGGCCUGGGGCAGCGGACCUUUGCAGACGGCACGCAUGGAACACCGUACAUCAUUGCUCGCGGCGCAACACCACUUGGCUGCGGCAACAAUGUCACCGAGGCAGAGUACAACGAGGAGUGUGAUUAUGGCAAGGCCGUCAACGGGAUGCCAGAUAGCCUCUGCUCGUCAUCUUGCAAAUGCCUGUUUGGGAUGAUAUCGCCUGGUUUGUGUCGCAAAAACACCACGUCUAGUUCAUCGACGUCGAUAUCGAGCAGCAGCACCACCUUCCACAACACCAGCAUGCUCUACACCAACACCUCCUCCCCGCAAACCAAAACCAGAAAACCACCCGUGACCAUCACAGUCUGGCCUUCUAGACCCCCAUGGGUUUCUUCCUCAAGCCAAGCCCCAACUCCAAGCACUGCAUCAUCCAACACCACCAGGAGCGACCCCGAUACGCCAACCGUCAUCGUUACCGCCUCCUGGCCCCCAUCACCAAGCUCGGAUGUCGCCACGGACGCGGAGCCGGGCACAGUCAUCAUCACCGCCUCUAACGAUCCCGGCUCAGGGUCGCCGUCAUUUACCACCUCGACAACACCCGCCCCAUCCAGCUCACCGAGCAACUCUGAUGACUCCAGUGGCUCCCCAGAGACAGUUGUCGUCACCGCCUCGAAUAAUGCCACUGAAUCUGAACCUGGGACGGUGACGGUUUUGCCUCCCUCGGAAACACCAACAGGGUCGAUGGGAGGUACAUCAUCUGUCUCUUACCCAACAGUAACAGUAACAGCCGGCGGUCCGGACAGUGGGGGGCAAGUCUCCUCCUCAGCUUCAGGCUCUGAUACCCCCCCAGUGACGGUCACGGCUACGGCCGAAGUGCCAGGAGUGCCUGCUGAUGGGCAGAUUCCGACGCUUUCGGACACGACGUCUUAUCCGCCGGGGACUGAUGAGCCGAGUUGGUCUUUGACGACGACGACGACGACGACGGGGAGCGAACCGCAGGUUACAUUGACUGUGAGGCCUUCUGGGGAGUCGGAGUCCGGUGGUGCAAGUGGGUCUGAGACGGGGACUAUGGGAGGUUCUUCAUCACUGGGAUUGGAUUCAUCCAUGACUGGUUCCGGAACAAUGUCUGGCUCGGGGAAGCCAACCGUGACUGUGUACCCAAGUGGUCAGACUUCUGGCGGGGGAGAUGGGAAUGGGCCGGGGGCUAGCUCUGCACCGGGGGUCAGCUCUACACCGGGGCUUAGCUCCGCACCGGGAAGUUCGUCUUCGGGUGGGGAUGUAUCUGGGACGGCGUCGGGAAAGUCACAGUCGACGGUUACUGUUUAUCCCUCUGGUCAGAGUUCUGGCGCUGGGGAUGGUGAUAGCCCGGGGGUUAGUCCAGCACCAACAACUGCUUUAAGCUCAUCUCGAUCAACGGUUACCGUCUAUCCUUCUGGUCAGCCUUCAGGUGGCGGAGGUGCUGGAAACGGACCAAGUGCCAGUUCGGCAUCUGAAAGUGCCUCAGGCCCGUCUCGAUCAACAGUAACGGUGUAUCCUUCUGGUUCGUCCUCGGGCGGAGGAGAUUCUGGCAAUGGACCGGGUAUCAGCGAGACAGGAUCUACCAAGACCAUGACGGUUGGUGAAAGCUCCGUGACAGCGCCCGGAGCUCCUGAUUCUUCGAGCUCAACGAACAGAGGGUUGGGGAGUACGAGCUACAUAAGUGGCAGCCUGACAAACACCGCCACGGGAGGGGGUGGUAUGGGGACCGCAAGCGGGACGUCUGCGGUGUCUUCAGAGACGGGUGCUUCCGAUCCUUUGAGUGGGAGCUCGACUGGCGGCACUGGGUCGGCAACCGGGUCGGCAACUGGGUCUCCCGGAACUUCUGGCUCUGGUGGUCCUGCCUCAUCUGACUCGGCUACAAGCGGUGCCUCUGGCUCUGGCACCCCGGGUUCACCAAGCUCUUCCGGUUCACCAAGCUCCUCCACUGCAUCAAACCCCCCCAGUCUAACAGGUUCAAUCACGACAUCAACACUAUCCGCCACACCCAGCACCCAGUCCAGCAGCGUUUCCACCUCUGGAACAGCCUCAGCCCCAUCAUCAAACCAACCCUCUGAACACCUCUCCACCCUCACCCGCCCCAUCUGCGCCACGCCAACCCCCUCCCAACCAUGCUACCCCUGCAUCUUCGGCACACCCUCCGCUUCAGAUGACAACUUCACCGUGACAGUGACGUCCUGCCCGGCGAACCCAAAGACUACGGUCACGGUCACGGCGCAGAUGUGUAGCACUUGUACUGUGACUACGUGGGUGGGGACCGUGCCGGGGCAUACUCCUGGGGGGGAGUGUCACGGCUGCUUGCCUCAUGCUAGUUCGACGGUGACGGAGACGGCUGCUGUCGAGACUGCUACCGAGGUGGUGACGGUGGGGAGUGUGGUGUCUGACCCAGCUGCUACCGGUUCUUCUGCUAUCGGUGGUGGUGGUGGUGGUGGUGGUGGAGAGGGUUACGGUCCGCCACCCCCGGCAUCAGUCCCUCGCCCGGUGGCCACCGCCAGCUCUGUCGCUGCUGGUGGUUACGGUCCUCCCCCGCUGCCGGAUGUUCCUGUUGAUGGGGCGACAGCGAGCGAUUAUGCCCCGUACAAACCCUCGUCGACCAGCUCUGUGGUUACUGCUGCUGGGGUUGGAAGGAGGGGCCACAGUGCUGUUACGGGUGUGCUUGCUGGGCUGUUGGGGGCGGUCAUGGUCAUGUAA
Messenger RNA from Podospora anserina S mat+, 3402 nucleotides. RefSeq lists its product as uncharacterized. NCBI's taxonomy places the organism in Eukaryota, Fungi, Ascomycota, Sordariomycetes, Sordariales, Podosporaceae. Bases 1 to 3402 code for a protein of 1133 amino acids. The record is from RefSeq and is a predicted model, not a curated record. The transcript is spliced from 4 exons.